Molecule: messenger RNA, 6857 nt
Organism: Ylistrum balloti
Lineage: Eukaryota; Metazoa; Mollusca; Bivalvia; Pectinida; Pectinidae
Product: dnaJ homolog subfamily C member 13-like
Exons: 57
Coding region: 1-6708 (2235 amino acids)
Biological process (GO): regulation of early endosome to late endosome transport; receptor-mediated endocytosis; endosome organization
Cellular component (GO): endosome membrane
Source: RefSeq, a predicted model, not a curated record
AUGGGUUCCAUGAAAGAUAACAAGGAUAUAGCUUGCUAUUUUAUAACUAAGCACUCCUGGAAAGGGAAAUACAAGAGGAUUUUCUCUGUUGGGACGCUUGGAAUCACAACCUAUAAUCCCCAGACUUUGGAGGUCACAAACCAGUGGGCUUAUGAGGAAUUCAUCAGCAUUGCACCAAAUGUGAGAGCUCCUACCAACAAUGAGUUUAUCAUUACCAUGAAGAAGGGUAAGAAGACAGACUCGAUGAAAUUUUCCACAGAUCAUCGACCAGAUCUCCUUACUGAAGCACUGAAAUUUAGGAACAAAUUUGCAGAAGUCACAAAAACAACAAAGAGGUUCAAUGCUUUCAAAUGUCAUUGGUCAGAAAACCGUGUCCCUGUGAUUCUAGAGGUCAAUCCAGGAUCACUGGAUCAAAUUGACCCGUCCACCAACAAGAUGCUGUGUUCUUACCUUUACAAAGACAUGGAGGGUCUCACAAAGGUGACAGAUUACCCAGGUGGAGUGGCAAUCAUUCAUGGUGGAUUUAGUCGGUUGCACCUCUUUGCCCUGGAGCAGAAAGAUGACCUAAUUAAGCAUGUGAUGGAGUCAGCUGCUGCUUAUGUUGGAAUUGCUGUGAAACAGCGGCGAGAACCAAUAACAUUCCAACAAUUCAUCCUCAACAGGAUGGGAAAACACAGCACUGAUGAAGCAUUGACGUCGUAUGCAGAAUUUAUGGUGCAGAAGAUUUCACCGCGUCACACUGACAAUGUGAGGCGAACACUGUGUUUAUCUGAGACAUGUAUGGUAGAGAGAGAUCCAGCCACGUACAACGUGGUUACUUGUAAACCCCUCUGUGAUAUUUUUGCAAUAAUUCGUGAUAGUGAAAACCCACAAAAGUUUAGUAUUGAAUAUGUAAAAGGUGCAAUAAGGACAUACCUCUCUACAGACAGAGAUGCUUUGAUAGCAUCGUUACUGGAUGGUGUGAGAGCAUCCGGAAAUCGUGAUGUUUGCAUCAAAAUGAAAUUCACACACAGAGGCUUUAGAUUAGGCCCCUUUACUGUUCCUGUCGACGAAGAAGUAGAAAGUCAGCAUUUGAAAAUGAUGAUACAACCAGUUUCUAUGACAUUUGAUGAAGCUGUAGCCAGAUUUAACAGUAAUAUAUCCUAUAGUGGACUACUUCAUGCUGUUACACAAGAUGGCCUGUUUGCAGAGAACAAAGAAAAGCUAAUUAAUGGUGCCCUAGGGAGUCUGUUGGACCGAGAGGGAGAUCAGAACUCAAUUCCAGUAGCUUGUCUGGAAGCUCAAUUCCAUGCUCUUAGACGAUUAGUCGCUUCAAAAGCUGGAUUCCAGGCCUUCACAAACUUACCAAAAAUGCGUGAGAGAGUUGGUUUGAAAGUGGUAAAAGCUUUAAAGCGGAAGGACUCCGGUGUGACACAUGCAGCGGUGGACAUGCUGUGUGCUCUGAUGCAGCCCAUGCAUGAUGACUACGACCUACGACAAGAACAAAUGAACAAGUACUCCCUUCUCUCGUCACAAAAGUUCCUGAAGACUCUGCUGGAGAUGUUCAAUGAAAAUGUGGUGCACAACACUGCUGCAUUGGUAAUAUCGGCCAUGUUGGAUUUCCUGACCUUUGCUCUCUGUGCACCAUACAGUGAGACCACUGAUGGUGGCCAUUUUGAUAUGUUACUGGAAAUGAUUGCUGCAAAUGGCCGCAUUGUCUUCAAACUGUUCCAACAUCCCUCCAUGGCUAUUGUGAAGGGAUCAGGACUUGUGAUGAAAGCUAUUAUAGAGGAAGGAGAUGCAGAAACGGCAGCCAAGAUGCAGGAGUUAGCUUUGUCAGAGGGUGCCCUCCCUAAACACCUCCACACUGCCAUGUUUACACAGAGUAAUGACAGCAGAAUGUUAACAAACAGACAGCUGAGUCGACAUCUGGUAGGACUUUGGGUAACAGGUCACCCGACAGCUAUGGGACUGUUGCGGCGCAUCCUGCCCAGCGGCCUGUUGCUAUUUUUAGACUCUGAAGAUGAAGUACCAAUGUCUGAGGAAGACAGAAUCAACAUCAGGGACAAUGUCAAAAUGGCACAGGAAAUACAAAAGAAAAACAAGAAGAAUCCACAGCUGCUGAUGCUGGAAAUGAAGAUCGAUGGUUUCCUUCAGCAUUGGCGUUCAAGGAUUGGCUUGGAAAAAACAAAACAGCAAAAUGAUUUGAAGCCAGUGACCUUGAGAAAGCGUCGUCAACGCAUUAAGAGCGAGGCGAACUGGGCGUUGUUUUAUUAUGGCUUCAACAAAGACCACGCUAAACCAAACCUCAUCUGGAACUACAAGACACGAGAAGAACUGAGAGAAGCCCUAGAAAACGAGAUUCGUGCUUUCACAGUCGAUAAGGAGCUUGGUACUAACUGUAUCAUUGGAUGGAACCAUCAAGAGUUUGAAGUAUCUUAUAUCUGUCUGUCAGAUGAAAUCAAGAUAGGUGACUACUAUCUGCGACUUCUAUUGGAGGAGGGAGAAGAGGAGACUGAGGAAACUAGUGCCAUCAAAAAAUCAUAUGAGUUCUUCAAUGAUCUCUACCACCGUUUCCUGUUAACACCAAAGACAGCCAUGAAAUGUAUGUGUUUACAGGCCAUGACAAUCGUCUAUAACAAAUGUCAUGAAGAAAUUGGUGCUUUCAACGACACACGCUACAUCGUCGGCAUGCUUGAACGGUGCACAGAUAAGUUGGAAAGAGAUCGUCUGAUUCUGUUCCUCAACAAACUCAUCUUACACCCACGUAAUGUGAAAGACAUCCUGGAUGCUAAUGGUGUGAAGAUCAUGGUUGACCUGCUGACUAUAGCCCAUUUACAUACAACACGGGCCACCGUCCCCUUACAAACAAAUGUGAUAGAAGCCUCGCCUGAUAUGAAUCGUGAAAGUGAAAAAGAGUGGUACUAUGGUAACAAGGACAAGGAAAGGCUUGGACCCUACAGCUUUGAGGAGAUGAAAUCAUUAUAUGAAGAAGGUACAGUCCAUGCAAAAACACGAUGUUGGGCCCAAGGUAUGGAUGGAUGGCGCCCUCUACAAUCUGUUCCACAACUCAAAUGGACUCUACUAGCCACUGGUCAAGCAGUGAUGAAUGAGAGUGACCUGGCCUGUCUCAUACUCAAUAUGUUCAUCAAGAUGAGCGAUUAUUACCCUAGUCGGGACCCUGAAGGUGCAAUAGUACGACCACUGCCAAAAAUCAAACGUAUUCUAUCAGAUGCUGUCUGCCUCCCUCACAUAGUCCAGUUGCUGUUGACCUUUGACCCUAUCCUGGUAGAGAAGGUCGCGGUGCUACUGUACAGCAUCAUGCAGGACAACCCCAACAUAUCACGGCUCUACCUUACUGGUGUCUUCUUCUUCAUUCUCAUGUACACUGGCUCCAAUGUCCUUCCAAUAGCACGAUUCAUCAAAUACACCCACCUCACACAGGCCUUCCGCUCCGACGAGUUCUCCAGUUCGGAUAUUAUGAUGCGGAGUGUGUUAGGUCACAUACUGCCAGAAGCAAUGGUAUGCUACCUCGAAAAUUAUUCUCCAGAAAAAUUUGCCAAAAUCUUCCUAGGUGAAUUUGACACCCCUGAGGCCAUAUGGAACAGUGAAAUGAGACGACUGAUGAUUGAAAAGAUAGCCUCCCACUUGGCGGACUUCUCACCUCGUCUCCAGAGUAACACUCGGUCACUGUAUCAGUACUGCCCAAUACCUCUAGUCAGCUACCCACAGUUAGAAAAUGAGCUCUUCUGCAAUAUCUACUAUCUCAAACACCUAUGUGAUACAGCACGCUUUCCAGACUGGCCAAUCAAAGACCCUGUGAAGCUGCUGAAAGACAUUUUGGAGGCCUGGAAGAAGGAAGUAGAGAAGAAACCUCCCAGCAUGUCACUAGAUGAGGCAUAUGCUGUACUUAACCUCAAGAAAGGUGUAGGCGGACAUGAAGAGUCCACAAUCAGGAAAGCAUACUUCAAACUAGCCCAGAAAUACCAUCCUGACAAAAACCCAGAAGGACGGGAAAUGUUCGAACAAGUGAACAAAGCGUAUGAGUUCCUGUGCAGCAAGUCAAGACUGAAGGAUGGCCCUGAUCCCCAGAAUAUUGUUUUAAUACUCCAGGCACAGUCCAUUCUCUUUAGGAGGUAUAAGGAUGAUCUGGAACCUUACAAGUAUGCUGGAUAUCCGAUGCUGAUAAAAACCAUUCGCAUGGAAACAAGCGAUGACUCCCUCUUCUCUAAGUCUGCCCCACUGUUGUCAGCAGCAACUGAGCUAGCAUAUCACACAGUUAAAUGUUCAGCUCUCAACGCUGAGGAGCUUCGCAGAGAACACGGUAUACAGGUGCUACAGGAGGCGUUUGCCAGAUGUGUCAAUGUUCUUAGUCUGUCCAGUAAACCAGAGGAGCUGGCUGUUCAAGUAUGUAUUCAUGUUGUCAAGUGCUACGCAGUAGCAUCACAAUUUGAAGGAUGUCGGGAGAAAAUCCAGGAGAUUCCAGCCAUUAUCAAAGAUAUCUGUAGAAUACUUUAUUUUAAGAACCUUCCUCAGCUGUGUUCUGUGAUAGCACAGUGUAUCAGUGCCUUUGCUGUGGACUUCUGGCUCCAAACCAACCUGUUUCAGUCAGGCAUCUUAUGGCAUCUCCUAUUGUACCUGUUCAAUUAUGAUUACACUCUGGAGGAGGGAGGUGUAGAGAAGAGUGAUGAAUCCAAUCAACAGGAGGUAGCUAACCAGCUUGCCCGUCUCUGUAUUCGAGCUUGUUCUCGUCUCGGCGGAUACCUGCCCGAGAGUACAGAUCUCUCAACGCCAGAAAACGUCCCUGUCAAGAAAUCACUAUCUGCUCUGCUGACGCCAUUUUUGGCACGCAAACUGGCCAAUGAAAAUCCGUCAGAGUUGUUGAAAAUCCUGAACAGUAACACAGAGAAUCCAUAUCUGAUUUGGGACAAUGCUACACGAGCUCAGCUGAACGAAUACCUGACUGACCAGCAACAGAGAAUUGUCAGAACAGGAGAAAUUGAUCCAGAUUAUGGAUCUACUUUCGUUUUCGAUAUCCAUGCCAAAGAAUUAAUUGUCGGAGAAAUAUUUGUGCGAAUCUACAAUGAGCAGCCAACCUUCCAGUUAGAUAAUCCAAAAGGGUUUACGAUCGACCUUUUAGACUUUUUAGGAUCCCAAGCACAGUACUUACAUUCCCUCAUGAUGCUCCAACAACAGAGCCAAAACUCUAGUCAGAACAAACAGAAUGAUCGCCUGUCACAUGUAGAGAUGGCAUUAGAAGGUCUUCGUAACGUCAUCAAAAAUAAUCCAGGUGUAGAAAUCCAGUGUAUAGGACAUUUUAAACUCCUCUUUUGUCUCCUAAGACUUGAUGAUUGUGCCAAACUUCAACAGUUUGCUCUCGAGGUUGUCAGCUGUGUGACUUCGAACCAAGAAUGUGUCAAUGAUAUCGCUGCCUCAGAAGUACUGUCCUAUCUACUGCUGGCUAUCCAGAGUCUACCCACAUGUCGACUACUGACACUGGAAAGUCUGUUUGCUCUAAUGUCCAGUACAAAGAUCGUUAAAGAAGCUCUAGGCAAGGGUAUACCAGUAUACCUAUUGGACCUGUUCUGUAAUGCCACCAACCCAAACGUGCGAGAAAAGACCGCAGAGUUGAUCGCUAAAAUGCUGUCAGACAAAUUAGUAGGACCAAAACUUCGGAUCACCCUCGCCAAGUUCCUCCCUCCAAUAUUCAUGGAUGCCAUGCGAGAUUCACCAGAAGCAAGUGUGCAUAUGUUUGAAGGUACACAUGAGAAUCCAGAGUUAAUUUGGAAUGAUGAUUCACGAGAGAAAGUGUCAGAUGUAGUCCGGAAACUGAAGGACAGCCAUUACAAGGCACAGCGGGACAACCCUGACACCAGAUGGAGUUUGAGAGAAGACUUUGCUGUCGUGUACACUGAUGUAGAAGGGGAGUUAACUGUUGGAGGUGUGUUCCUUCGGAUAUUCAUUUCCAAUCCUGGCUGGGUCCUUCGGAAACCUAAAGAGUUCCUAACAGAGCUGAUGGAGAAAUGGACACAACUUGUCAACAUGCAGGCUCCGGAUGGCGAGGUACUAGAGACUGUAACGACAGCUGUGGUGUGUCUCUUCUCCUCUCAAUCCUCACUGCUAGACCAGGUACCACAGCUUGGCUAUAUCCCAAAGGUGUUCCAGGCCAUGUCUCACCGCAACAACGCCAUACCAAAGGCCGCCAUUCAAGUGGCACACCAACUAGCCAACAAUGAGAUAUGUAUACGCAGCAUGGCUCAGACGGAAUGUAUCGGCCCUAUUAAGGUAGCUAUGAAGGCACGUCGUGAUCAGAUCGCACUGGCAGCAGAAACUCUGGCUAAGUUGUUUGAUAAAGGGGAGGAAGAACUUGUCUCGCAGGCUGUAAAAGCUGAUAUUGUCCCAUUCCUUCUGAAGUUAUUGGACGCUGGUCUAGAACUGCUAGAUAAUCCAUCAUCAACAAAGGCUCAGAUUGUCAAAGCCCUCAAGGCCAUGCAACGUAGUCUCAUCUACGGGGAACAGAUAACAGGGAUUUUGGAUAAGUCACCCAUCUGGAAAGAAUAUCGGGACCAGAAACACGAUCUCUUUAUAUCAGACACUCCAAUCGCUGGCUACUUAACGGAUAAGGCCUCAGGUCCAGCUGGCCCAAAUGUUGCUGGAUACCUCACAGCAGGAACAAGAACCAACAUGCCUGAUGCCCCGCCUCCUUUAGAAGUACCAGAUGAUCAUUGAUUUUUUUCAUCUGAAACAGAUAUUUCCAUUGGCCAUACUAGAUCAUGUGAUACAUUUUUCAUCUCAUUCAAAUAUCUGCAAUAUUUUGUGAUAAGAACAAUAAUGUGAAAAAAAAUCGUUAUAUAUUUCACGAACUGUUAAGUUCAUUU